ACGCAUGCGCGCUAGCGCCGCCCUCCAGCCCUCACCGCCGCAGGGACCGGCGCAACGCCGCCAUCAAACUCCCACAGCUCAGGCGGGCGCGCGCACGCCGCCGUCUUACGUCGUGGCGAGCGAGGCCGCACGGCUUCGUCCAAGGGGGCGGGGCUGUCAGUCAACGUGCACCAGCUGCUGAGACUAUAAGCGGAAAAAGUUAAUUUAUGAGUGCGAGGUCGUCCCUGUCGUACACAAAUGAAGAGAGACUGCUACUGGAGGGAAUGGCCGCCUCCUCGUCUUCGUCUUCAGCUGGUGGGGUCAGUGGAAGCUCUGUCACCGGAUCUGGUUUCAGUGUGUCCGACCUUGCCCCACCGCGGAAAGCCCUGUUCACCUACCCGAAAGGAGCUGGAGAGAUGUUAGAAGAUGGCUCCGAGCGAUUCCUCUGUGAGUCGGUGUUUAGCUAUCAAGUGGCGUCCACACUUAAACAGGUGAAGCAUGAUCAGCAAGUCGCUCGGAUGGAAAAACUGGCUGGUCUGGUGGAAGAGCUGGAGGCCGAUGAGUGGCGGUUUAAACCCAUCGAGCAGCUGCUGGGGUUCACACCCUCCUCGGGCUGAUGUUGCCUGCACGACCACCCUUAGGGCAUAGCCACCCAGGGAGUCACAGCCAUCCUGUGAGCUGCAUGUCUGAAUCCACAUCCAUACUUGGUUCCUCUGAUUCUGUUAAUAGGCAACGAGUGCUCAUGUGAGAUGUUGUGGAGAAGUUUUUCCCAUUCAUGUUCUUUAAAGCAUUGGGCAGCACUUGGGAAGCAGAGGCAGGAGGAUUUCUGUGAGAUUGAGGCUAGCCUGGUCUACAUAGAGUUCCAGGACAGCCAGGGCUAUGUAGGGGGACCCUGUCUCAAUAAAUAAAUAAAUAAAUAAAUAAAUAAAUAAAUAAAUAAAUAAAUAAAUAAAAGGAAGUAUUGGGGAUCAGAUGAAGAUAGUCCUUUCAGAGUACCAGGGGGCUUGGGAUCUAGGAAACAUUUAUUCUCACAAGCCACGUGGACACAUGCCAGAGUCAGCCAACUGAAUGAAGAAUGUCCUGUCAUUCAGAGGGUGUCUGGAAGCUUUCACCAGCCAAGCCCAAGGUCAGCAUCUGUCGUGUCAUGGUCGCAACCCAAACAUUUCUCUUCACACAUGAAUGUGAUUUCAGCUCAGGGUCCGCCCAGAUGGGAAUUGUAAAGUGUCCUUUUCCUCUCUAUUCUUAGACAUUUACUAUUACAGAUUAUUUCUCUUACCUCUUACAACAUGCCAAAUGGUGCUACUCCACCCCAUCUCUGUCCCCCAAAAUUGCUUUUUGAAUGUUGUAGCACUUGAAAAUAUGAAGUGACCUAAAUCCUUUUGGACCCAGAGUCCUAGUGCAGCUUACAGGGUAUGAAAGCAGUUCUAUAGCAAGUGAACCCUGACAUGAGUUCCAGGUUGGUGCACUCACCCUUUCAGGCCUGGGGACUUAGACAGGAGAGGUCGGUUAGCUGUUCCUUAGACUUGGAAGUCACUUAAGUAAACCAUUUGCCGUGAGCUGUUUGCUUGUAUAGAAGUUCCAACUUACUGCUACCUCAGUGGGUGUGGCGGUGGGCUGUUUGUUGGUUAGUUCAUUUGUUUGGAACCUUGUCUUUCAGUAGCUAUGCUGGCCUUAAACUCAUAGCCAUCCUCCUGCCUCAGCCUACUAAGUGUAAGAAUUACCCUCCUCUCUUCACUGGGUUUUUACACGAAGAGAAAAGCCUGGACGUCCCUCGUCAUGGGACCCACACUGCACAAUUAGGAUUGUAUACUCUUUUACAUACAGAUUUACCCUGGCAGCAUUUAACUUUCUGCUCAUUAGUUAAUAACUUACACCUGAUCUGAUUAGAGUUGCUUAAUUAUAAAUAAAUUUAAUCCUAGUAGCAAUUGGCCUUAAUCUCAAGAGUUGAAACUAUUUAACACACAGUCGCUGCUAGGGAGGAGCUGGCCUCAUUUACUUGGGAAAGUCUAGGCCAGUGAAGAGAAACUGCUGCUCAGGGCCGCAGAGCUCAGGUGGAGGACAGCCCUGUAAGUGGGAGUGGGGAAAAAUUGAUCCAUCAUGGAGCCCACUGUUCUGGUCUGAAGUAAACCAGAGCUUGAGAAGUACCAGCCCCAGGCUCACGGUCUCCCUGUUCUUCUCCACCACUGUGGUGGAAGCCCCAUGCCCAGCUGCUUCCCUAGAGGAGAGUUGAAUACCCAGGUGCAGCCCAUGGUCAGGCUUUCCCUGUGGAGAGAAGCAGCGACCAGACUCUCACCUCCCUUCGCCCACUGGUACUUGGACUUACUACAGAGUACUUCCUCGUUUAAGUUGAGCAUUUCUUGAUACAACCGUGAACAUUAGAAACCAGGCUUGGUAGCACACACCUGUAAGGCUAGCACUUGGGAGGUGAGAGUAGAAGAACUAGGAUUUCAUAGCCAGCCUGGGCUACACAAGACCUUAGAGAGAAGCUAGAUUGAGUGGGUAAUGGAAGAGAAGACAGAGAGAUAGAGAGAGAUUAAAGAACCACAGGUUUCCAACCUUUGAAUGUUUGCCAUGACUCAUUCAGCGGUGUCACAAGCCCUCCCAACAGGGCGCUGGCUACUUUGUAAAGGUGUGCUCCAGCUCUGCUCCUUUUAUUGGCCGUUGUCUCUCAUCCACAGUUCUGCCAUGCUUUGGGCUAGGAAAUGGACUGUCUAACUCAUCUCUCAUCUGUGUACUUACUAUGUGCCAGUAAUUACCAGGCCUUAAUUAGCCCUUUCUAUAGCAUAUAAGCUAAAUAAUACCCCACACAUACAGUGGAAGAAGAACAUGAGGUCCAGAGCAAGCUGCAGAGCCCAGACUCUUGGAGUCUCCAUUUUUAACUAUGCAUGUAAUUAUUUAGUCUGAACAUUAAAAUGCAGGGUUAGGGAGCUAGAGAGAUGGCUCAGUGAUGUGGAGCGCUUGUUCUUGCAGAAACAUGGGUUUCAUUCCCAGUACCCACAUGGUAAAUCACAACCAUCUAAAACUCCAUUUCCGGGGCUUCCAAUAACUGCCUCCUCAGGCAUCCUGACCUCUUCAGGCAUCAAGCACAAAUGUGGUGCACAUUCAUACAUGCAUUUAAAACAGAUCUUUAACAACAGCAACAUUAAUAGUAAAGAACAGAUACUAAUGUGGGAGUUGGAUUUAUGGUCUCACCCAAAUUGGCCCCAGACUUCUGCGCUUACGUGAUCUUCCUCUUUCACCUCCCAAGUAGCUGGUACUUAUAGAUGUGUGCAGCCAUGUCAGCUAGAAGCGCAGAGUUCCCCUGAUGGACAAAUUCUAGUACUGUGGGUGGUGUAUGUAUACGUACACGUAUCUGUGUGUGCCUGUGAAGGCCAGAGGCUGGCCCCGGGUGCCUUCCCAGGCACUCUCCACCUUUCCUUUUGAGAUAGGUUCUCUGUCUGCCUCCCCUGUACUGGGAUUGCAGACACACUCUACUGCCGUUCCUAGCUUUG
Mus pahari (shrew mouse) is the source of this 3470-nucleotide messenger RNA. It is a transcript of the gene Anapc16, whose product is annotated as anaphase promoting complex subunit 16. NCBI's taxonomy places the organism in Eukaryota, Metazoa, Chordata, Mammalia, Rodentia, Muridae. The transcript is spliced from 5 exons. The record is from RefSeq and is a predicted model, not a curated record. The coding region runs from base 207 to 596 and encodes 129 amino acids. Gene Ontology annotation, cellular component: anaphase-promoting complex; kinetochore; cytosol. Gene Ontology annotation, biological process: protein ubiquitination.